CAGUUCGUUCUGGAAGCUUUACCUCUCAUCCCAGAAGGGUUAGGGGUCUUCCGUGGAUUCUCGCAGUGCCAUAUGGGACCUCUAUGGUAGCUCGCUUUUCUUUUCUUUUUCUCUUUCUUCUUCUUCUUCUUCUUUUUUUUUUUUUUUAACUCAGCUGGUUGGCCUCUGUCUUUACAUCAGACUGGGAGCUGCUCUAGGGCAGUAAUGGGGUCUGACUCCUCUCUGUGCUCCCAGAAUAGCGCAGCACAGCGUCCCACACAUAAUAGGUGCUAGUUUUUAGUCUUUUUUUUUUUUUUUAAGUUUAAUUGGUGAACACAAGUGGUUAUGACUGCCCCUUCUCCCAGGUUUUCCACAGCACCAUGGGGCUGUGACACGGUCAGCCAGAGGCCCCCACUUCCCUCCUCCCUUCCUUAAACAGAACUCUGGCUCUGGCUUUCUGACACUGCAUUUCCUGAGAGGUGAGCGGGCACAGCUGAGCCCUGGCUCCUCCUUCUGCUCCAGCCGAGAUCUGUCCGCCAUGGCUCUGGUGCCGACCCUCCAGCUGCUGACCCUCUGGCCUCUGUGUCAUGCAGACAUCACUCCAACUGGCUCCCAGGAAACCCAGGGACCCAGCAGCCCUGUUUAUUCAGUCCCCCCCGCCUUAUACUCCAAGCCAUGGCUGGAGGCUCAGCCUGCUGCUGUUGUAACCCCUGGGGUCAAUGUGACCUUGAGGUGCCAGGCACCUCAACCUGCCUGGAGGUUUGCACUCUUCAAGUCUGGAGUGAUCACCCCUGUGCUGUACCGGGAUGUGUCCAUGGAGCUGGCAGAGUUCUUCCUGGAGGAGGUGACCCCAGCCCAGGGCGGCAGUUACCGCUGCUGCUACCGAAAUCCAGGCUGGAAUCUGGGUGUCUGGUCCCAUCCCAGUGAUACGCUGGAACUGCUGGUGACAGACCAGCUGCCCGCCCCGUCGCUGGUGGCGCUGCCCGGGCCGGUGGUGGCUCCCGGCGCCAACGUGAGCCUGCGCUGCGCGGGCCGCCUGCGGGGCAUGAGCUUCGCGCUGUACCGCGUGGGCGUGGCGGCGCCGCUGCAGUACCGCGACUCGGCCGAGCCGUGGGCCGACUUCCCUCUGCCCGGCGCCAGCGCGCCCGGCACCUACAGCUGCUACUACCACACGCCGUCCUCCCCCUACGUGCUGUCGCUGCGCAGCGAGCCGCUGGUCAUCAGCGCCGACGGCUCAGGCUCCUUGGACUACACGCAGGGCAACCUUGUCCGCCUGGGGCUGGCUGGCCUGGUGCUCAUCUCCCUGGGCACACUGGUCGUUUUUGACUGGCGCAGCCAGAGUCACGCCCCACGCAGUGUCAGGCCCUGAGGCCCAGACGACUGGAUACAGAUGCUUCGCAGUGUGAGAAGACCUCCCAGAGAUGGAAAGAAGAAACGGAUUCUUGGGUUUCGCCUGGACCUUCCAAGAGCCCCACAGUCCUUCUGGCUGAGCCCGGCUUCUGGGCCAUAAUAAGCUUCUACUGUGUCUAGCUCCCUUCUGGGUCAUUCCUCUAGUGGAUCAGGGGAAGGCUGUAUCCGUGGUUAAGGCUUCCUAGUCACGAGGCCUGGGUUCGAUUCCCAGUGCCGCUGCUCACUCACUGGGUUAUUAGGAAAGAAGCCUUCCCAAGUCUCAGUUGCCUUGACUGUAAAAUGGGCUCACUGAUAAUACCCACAUCAUAAUCUUGUUAUAGGAUUAAGAGGGCGACACACACGAAGCCCUUAAAAGUGACUGGCCCAUAGUAAAUGCUCAAUAAAUGUUAGCUAUCCUGUAACUGCGGUUUCUACCAGAUGCUCAGGGCCGGAAUGAAGUUAGCUCUUCUCCAUCCCAUUGUGCAUGCUCCCGCUGAACUUUUAAGCAAUUCACUGCCAUUGCCUUCAUGACAUCAUUCUUGGUCGCCAAACAAACCUCUUCCAAACCCCUCCUCAGACCUUCCCCGAAGGUAGACCAAGAUCUGACCGAGGAGAACAUUCUUCCCUAGUUAAAGCUUCACUGGCGGGCAGCGCAGGCUGCUUUUCUUGAACCCUCAUUAUGAUUAAGUGGAGUCCGUUGUCAAGGCAACAGCAAAUGCAGUGUGCGCAGCAGAGCUGUGACCUGGACAUUUCUACAUGGCACCUGGCCUGCUUCCCACGGGGUCUUGGCUGCCUUCACGGUGGUAAAGAUAAUGCAAACCAUUCCCCCUUGCAGCCCAUUUGCUCUCCCCUCUCACCUCUCUUUCUGGAAGGCCUGACUACAUUCAGUUUCUCCUGAGUUUAUUAACUUCUAUUUUAAUCUUGGUAACCCGGAUGCCUUUAACACCCUCACACACACAUUUUCUGUCUCUAAGCACUUCUUACCGCUCAACAUUUGUGUUCCUUUCUUGCUUUAUGCCUAAUUUUGGAUGGAGCGUAUAUCUUCUUCUAUUGUUACUAAAUUUUCCACCUUCCCUUCCUCCUCUCCCCACUUUAUGAAGGAGAGGAUGCCUUCCAUUUUUUUGGACAGCUCCAGCUCCAGCACCCACUAGGGGGAUAGCCUUGAGCAAUCUACAGACCCUCCUGAAUUUUUUUUUAAGAUUUUAUUUAUUUAUUUGACAGAGAGAGAGGGAACACAAGCAGGGGGAGUGGGAGAGGAAGAAGCAGGCUCCCAGCAGGGGAACCUGAUGCGGGGCUUGAUCCCAUAAUGCCGGGAUCACGCCCUGAGCCGCAGGCAGGUGCUUAACGACUAUGCCACCCAGGCGCCCCAGACCCUCCUGAAUUUUUAUCCAUGAAAGAGGAAACUAAAAAUAUAUACCAUGUGGAUUCAAGAUAAUCAAACAAGGUAACUUGUCCCCAACAUGUGGAGAGAGAUCAUAAAAGCUCAGAUCAGCAGUUUUAACCUACCCCCCAUGAGUAGGAAGCAAAGCUUACAUCACAGCCCUGUACACACAUCCAUUUACACCUAUAAACUAGAAUUCAAGUUCUAUGAAGCAAUAUUCACUUCUACUAUUUCAUUAUAAUCUAUUUUAUUAAAAAUUCUGAUCAUGA
This is a messenger RNA of Ailuropoda melanoleuca (giant panda), 3018 nucleotides long. RefSeq names its product osteoclast associated Ig-like receptor (gene OSCAR). The transcript has 5 exons. Lineage: Eukaryota; Metazoa; Chordata; Mammalia; Carnivora; Ursidae. Gene Ontology annotation, cellular component: plasma membrane. The coding region runs from base 518 to 1348 and encodes 276 amino acids. The record is from RefSeq and is a predicted model, not a curated record. Gene Ontology annotation, molecular function: collagen receptor activity. Gene Ontology annotation, biological process: immune response-regulating signaling pathway.